Lepisosteus oculatus (spotted gar) is the source of this 2295-nucleotide messenger RNA. The record is from RefSeq and is a predicted model, not a curated record. NCBI's taxonomy places the organism in Eukaryota, Metazoa, Chordata, Actinopteri, Semionotiformes, Lepisosteidae.
ACCUGUAAUUCCUCAUCCGAAAUCUCUCCAUGUUUAUUUUUUUCCACCUGUUUUUUUCGGCUUUCUCUCUUCUGGUUCCCCAUCUUAUCAUGUUUGGCUAAUUUGGUUCCUCAACUUCUCUCCCUCCCCCCUCCUGUUCUUGGACGAUCGCAAUCACUCUCCCUCAGGGAGAUAUUCCCAUACCUGGUGGUGGUGAUCGGUCUGGAGAAUGUGCUGGUCCUCACCAAGUCUGUGGUGUCUACUCCUGUUGACCUGGAGGUCAGAUUGCGCAUCGCUCAGGGCCUCAGCAAUGAGAGCUGGUCGAUUAUGAAGAACAUGGCCACCGAGCUGGGCAUCAUCCUCAUUGGAUACUUCACCCUUGUCCCAGCUAUACAGGAAUUCUGCCUUUUUGCAGUGGUUGGCUUGGUAUCCGAUUUCUUUCUCCAGAUGUUCUUCUUUACCACUGUCCUCUCCAUUGACAUCCGCCGAAUGGAGGUGAGAGGUUACCCUAUCCCACAACUACUUCAUAUUUCUACACAGNNNCCAGCCUUCCGCAAUCUGCGCCUGCCCAAGCGCCUGCGUGUGAUCUACUUCCUGGCCCGCACCCGGCUUGCCCAGCGCAUCAUCAUGGCUGGCACUGUGAUAUGGAUUGGCAUCCUGGUGUACACCGAUCCCGCGGGCCUGAGGACCUACCUGGCCGCACAGGUCUCGGAGCAGAGUCCGCUGGGCGAGGCCGGUCUGCCCCACCUUGCGGUGCCGCCCGUCUUUCCUGGGGGCGACCCCACUAGCACGCUGAGUGUCCUGCCGCCCCCUGAACCCACCCCGCUUCCCGAGAACCACUCUCGGGGACACGGUCCGCCCAGUCAGCCCUCAUCCGACCCGCAGAUCACCUGGGGCCCUGAAGAUGAGGAGACCUGGAGACGCCUAUCCUUCCGACACUGGCCCUCGCUCUUCAGCUACUACAACAUCACUCUGGCGAAGAGGUACAUCAGCAUUCUGCCAGUGAUCCCAGUAUCCCUCUACCUGAGUGCCCACGACGCCCUGGAGGCACGACACCCACAGGAUACACGACACCCCCAGCCCCCGCCGGCCAGCCCUGCGCCCCCCUCCACACAGGCUGAUCUCACUCUGUACAAAGUGGCUGCUCUGGGGCUUGCAGCAGGCGUCUUGCUGGUGAUCAUCUUGUUCUGUCUCUACCGGGUUCUCUGCCCCCGGAAUUACGGCCAAAACGGCGUGUCGCAUGGACGUCGUCGCCGUGGAGACCUGCCCUGUGACGACUAUGGGUAUUCUCCCCCCGUCAGCGAGAUCUCACCGUUACUGCUGCGUGGGCACAAUAUGGAUAUUGAGUGUCUGGCCAGUGAUGGGAUGCUCCUGGCCAGUUGCUGCCUGGCAGGACAGAUCCGUGUGUGGGAUGCCCAGACAGGAGACUGCCUGACUGUUAUCCCCAAUCAUGGGCUGCGUCGGAGCAGCAGUGGGGCCUGGGAGCAGCGAGAUGGCUGGGAUGGAGGGUCUGUGUUUGAGCCGGAGGUCUCGGAUGGGUACGAGGGGCAGGAGGCAGGAGGGGGGGUUCCAGCACCCGGGGGGACAGGAUACCCUGUUAGGAGGAGAGUGACCCCCUCGCGCCUUGUGCUAUUCGGAGACCAGCCUGACCUCACCCCCUUUAUCGACACCAAUUUCACAGAGCAGCCACCCCCCUUGUGUCCCACCCCGUCGGGGGGCUUUGAUUUUGGAGAGCUGGUUCAGCGUGCCUACAAAGAGCACGAGGCCUCAGCUGGCCUCCCAGGGUACCCCCCCUCGCCCCCGACCCCCCUCCAGCGACGCCGCAGCCUGGGAGACCAGCCCCUGCCUCCUCCCGAGCUGCCGUCCCCUGUACCCCUGGACUGGGACAGCGCAGUGUGGGCUCUGGAGCUCCGGGGAAACCUCAUUGCUGCCGGGCGGAGCAGCGGCAAACUAGAGCUGUGGGAUGCAGUGGAAGGCUGCCUUCGCUGUUGUAAUGAAGACGGGACAUCUGGGAUCACAGCAUUGGCCUUCCUCAACAACCGGAUUGUGGCAGCUCGGCUCAAUGGGUCUCUGGACUUCUUCACAGUGGACAUCAACAAGCCCCCAUGCCUGUUGCAGUACCGGGGCACCCCCAAUCGAGGCAGCAUGCCACCGUCGCCCUGUUACAGCAGCGAUGAUGUCAUCAGCUGUCAGCUGACGCGCUCCGUGCAGUGUGCUCAUCAGAAGCCCAUCACUGUCCUGAGAGCUGCGGCAGGGCGGGUCGUCACCGGCAGCCAGGACCACACUGUCAGGGUAAGGAUGAUAAUAAUAAUAAUU